CAGCUUCUAGUAGCCGCUGCUCAUGACAAGGUGGAUGUGCUGAAAGAGAUGUGUCUUGAACACACUGAUGUCGAUCUGAACUGGGCCGAUUUUAUGGAUCAGACUCCACUGCAUGUAGCUGCGGCUCGGGGGUCGGCAAACGCGUGUAAAUACCUUUUAGAGAAUGGCGCCAAUCCAAACCCGGUAGACAUCACAUUGAAUACUCCUCUGGAUCUAGCCGUCGCAUACUUGCAACCCGAAACGGCGAAGAUUAUCACUGCCAAUGGAGGAAUUGCAUCAGCUGCCUCAUCUCAUGUCGUGGGUUUGUUGAACACUUGCUGUAGUGAAGGUAAUGUCAAGGAAGUCAAACGUCUAAUCAACGAGGGCGUGCCAGUCAACUCUGCGGAUUACGACCAGCGCACGCCACUGCAUCUCGCAGCCAGCGAAGGUUUCCUCGAGGUAGUAAAGGCUCUUGUAGAGGCAGGGGCCGAGUUAGACUCAGUGGACAGAUGGAUGGGGUCUGCUCUGAGUGAUGCUAUCGACAACGGACAUUUAGAGGUGGCCGAAUACCUCAUGCAUGCGGGCGCAAAUAUUGAUGCAGGGGGACAGGGAGAUGUGAUUCUGACGAACUUCAUGAAGGAGUGCCAGAAGGGUAACAUAGAGAAAGUGAAGAAGCUCUUAGAAACAAACUAUGCCAAGCCCGAAUGGGUAGACCAGCAUGGGAGGAGCGCCUUGCACAUCGCGGCAAGUGAAGGACACAUGGUCAUUGUAAAGCUAUUAGUUGAGUUAGGGGCUGAGAUAAACUCUCGCGACAAAUGGAAUAUGACGGCUACGGACGCUGCCGAGAGGGGCGGUUUUGAUACAAUUGCUGAGUUUUUGAAGGACCAGGGUGGCGCCUCCUCUACGUCUACGGCUGGUGUUGUGCCGAAGAUUUGCAAAGCUGUUUUCAAGGACGAUCUCGAGAGGCUUACAAAAAUUUGCAAAGACGAGAAUGCAGACUUGAAUGCCUGUGAUUACGACCGGCGGACUGCUCUGCAUGCGAGUGCUGCUAAGGGAAAGCUAUCAUUCGUAGAAGUCUUGGUCGAGAAUGGUGCGGUCGUCAAUGCACAAGAUAGAUGGGGCAACACUCCGUUGGGAGAUGCAGUAGAGAAUGGUCAUGACGAGAUUGCAUCGUAUCUGCGCAGGCAUGGAGCUAACUUCAAUACUAAGGAGCUGGGUGGUAUUGAGGGUCGCAUGUGCGCGGCUGCCUCAGCUGGGAGAUUGAGUGAGAUCAAGCAGAUGGUUGCAGAAGGCGCCAAUGUGAAUGUGAGUGACUACGAUAAGCGCACGCCUCUGCAUUUGGCGGCCAGUGAAAACUUCCUAGAGAUAGUCAAGUUCCUAGUGUCCUGUGGGGCUGAAAUUAACGCAGAGGAUCGCUGGGGUGGCACACCGUACAGCGAUGCAGUGAGAAAUUGCCAUAGUGGCCCGGCAGGCAUCCUUGAGGCGGCAGGGGGAGUCAUGGGUAUGCUCGGAGGCGAUCUACACUGGAGGGUCAAUCCAGCGGAUAUCCACUAUCAAAAGUUAGAAGCCGAGGGAUUUCAGGGAGCGACGUGGAGAGCAGAAUGGUGUGGGCUCAUAGUGGCUGUGAAGAAGCUCAAAGUUGUGAAGGAUAACGAAACUUUGGACCCGGCAACAUGGAAGCUAUUCGCCAAUGAGAUCGAUUUAUUAUCGCGGUUAAGGCAUCCGAAUCUGGUCAUGUUCCUGGGUGCUUGCAUUGAUGUUGACAGGCCCAUGCUUAUUGAGGAAUACAUGGGCGGAGGGUCUGUGCAGGCUUUGUUGGACAAGAACAGCAAAAAGGUUGUGAAAAUUAGCCCUGCCAAGGUGCUAAAAUAUGCGUCUGAUGUGGCGUUAGGUAUCAACUACCUCCAUAAGCAUUCACCGCAGGUCAUUCAUCGUGAUCUGAGCCCGGCCAAUCUACUACUUACUGCAAACAAAGAUACGUGCAAGGUUUGUGACUUUGGAUUUGGGAAGAUCGUACAGGGACCUGGUGACCAAACGGACCAUUAUAAAAUGACCGGUGGGCUCGGCUCGCUUCGUUAUAUGGCGCCCGAGGUGCUCAUGCACAAACCGUACAACGAGAAGGUGGAUGUGUAUUCGUUAGGGAUGUGCGUAUACUACAUGUCUACAGGUUACAGGCCGUACGGGGCUGAUAAAAAUCCGAUCGAAGUAGCCAAAAACGCAGCUGCAAAUCCAAGCUUCAGGCCGAACACGGAUGGCGUUCCACCCCCCAUACGAGACUUAAUGGCUGCGUGUUGGGCACACGAUCCAGAUAAAAGACCGAGCAUGCAAGAGGUUUGUAGCAAACUUGACCAACUGAGGCAAGGGAACAACAAGAGCUGUAGUAUUCAGUAAAACCCCAAGUUUGUAACUUGGAGGUGAUGAGCUUAGUCUACAGUUGCGAUAAAAACGAAAGCAUGCACAAAACGGCGCCAAGUUGCGAACAAAAUAAAAAAGACUGAGCACAAACACAUCUCUACGCCUCCUCAUAGACUUGUAGGUUGUGCCGUGCACAAAAGAAUAAAUCUUCGUUUCCCAA
Molecule: messenger RNA, 2554 nt
Organism: Sphaeroforma arctica JP610
Lineage: Eukaryota; Ichthyosporea; Ichthyophonida
Product: TKL protein kinase
Exons: 13
Coding region: 49-2370 (773 amino acids)
Biological process (GO): protein phosphorylation
Molecular function (GO): ATP binding; protein binding; protein kinase activity
Source: RefSeq, a predicted model, not a curated record